UGGUCUGUAUUUGCUUCCAAUUCUGAAAUAUCAACAACAAGGGAACAAAACUUGAAUCCAUGUUUCUCCAACUUUCCUCUCUUCCAUUCUUGCUUGAAAAAUGGAAAUCUGUUGCGUUGGCCUCCAAGUUUCUUCUUCUCCAUCGUCCUCUUCCCUCCUUCUGAAGAGUCCUACAUCAUCACCCACUACCACUAGUAGAAGGAAGUUCUUCCUAUCAUCUCAACUUGCGAACCCAUUUCUCCAAAUUCUCCCCGGAAACCAUUCUCUUCUCCACUUAAGCAUCCCAAAGUCCUGCUCAGUGAGACUCCCAACAAAACCCAUUUCUGCGGAAGCUUGGGAUUUUGGUAGGUUUUUGAGAACAUUGUAUUUUUUCAAUGGACCUCCAUCUCCAGCCAAGUUUUUUGAGUCUCUGAUUGCUCAACUGUCGGGUCCAUCACCAAGCAGACCUGUUGAAGAAAUGGAAACUUCUGGGUUCAUUCUCGUAGCUGGAGCAACGGGUGGGGUUGGUAGAAGGGUGGUAGAUAUCCUGAGGAAAAAAGGGUUGCCAGUCCGAGCUUUGGUCAGAAAUGAAGAGAAAGCAAGGAAGAUGUUAGGCCCAGACAUUGACUUGAUUGUUGGAGAUGUUACAAAGGGGAGCACUUUGGCACCUGAGAACUUUAAGGGAGUGAGGAAAGUAAUUAAUGCUGUCUCCGUCAUUGUUGGACCAAAGGAAGGAGACACUCCAGAAAGAGCAAAGUAUAGCCAAGGAAUCAAGUUCUUUGAACCUGAGAUCAAAGGUGAUUCACCAGAAUUGGUGGAAUUUAUUGGAAUGCGAAAUUUGAUCAAUGCUGUGAAGGUUAGUGUUGGACUCCGAAAUGGGAAGCUACUUUUUGGAUUUGAAGGAAACAAUCUCAAAGAAAUUCCUUGGGGUGCUUUAGACGAUGUGGUAAUGGGUGGAGUGAGUGAAAGUUCAUUUCAAAUCGACAUGAAAGGUGGUGAAAAUGGUGGACCAACUGGAGUUUUUAAAGGUGUUGUUUCAACUGCAAACAAUGGUGGCUUUACUAGUGUUCGGACAAGGAAUUUUUCUGUACCAGAAGAUCUUUCUGCUUAUGAUGGAUUGGAGUUGCGUCUCAAAGGCGAUGGACGUCGGUAUAAACUGAUUGUGCGGACCAGCACAGAUUGGGAUACUGUUGGUUAUACAGCCGGCUUUGACACUGCAAAAGGCCAAUGGCAGUCAGUUCGUGUGCCAUUUACCUCUUUGAGGCCAAUCUUUCGAGCUCGAACUGUCACAGAUGCCCCACCUUUUGACCCUACGAAUAUUGUGUCACUGCAGCUCAUGUUUAGCAAAUUUGAAUAUGAUGGGAAACUCAACCCAACUUUUGUUGAAGGUCCAUUUCAACUUCCUUUAUCAAGUAUAAGGGCUUAUAUAAAAGAUCCUAUAACUCCCAGGUUUGUCCAUGUGAGUUCUGCUGGAGUUACACGACCUGAUAGGCCUGGGCUUGAUCUCAGCAAACAACCUCCUGCUGUCCGAUUGAAUAAAGAAUUGGAUUUUAUUCUUACAUUCAAAUUAAAGGGAGAGGACUUAAUUCGGGAAAGUGGAAUUCCUUAUGCAAUAAUAAGACCUUGCGCGUUAACAGAGGAGCCUGCUGGUGCAGAUCUCAUUUUUGAUCAAGGAGAUGAUAUAACGGGUAAGGUAUCGAGGGAAGAAAUUGCUCGUAUUUGUAUUGCUGCUUUGGAAAGUCCACACGCAUGUGACAAAACGUUUGAGGUUAAAAGUGUGAUUCCAUUUAGCGAGCCAUUCACUGUGGACCCUGAGAAUCCACCCCCAGAAAAAGACUACAAUGUUUACUUCAAAACCUUGAAGGAUGGCAUUACAGGGAAAGAACUCCUUGAGCAAAGUCCUGCUCCAGUUUGAUUGCAGUGCACGGGAAAGUCUGCUUUCAAUUUGAAAUAUGUAUUAUAGUGAGGAAUGUAGAGUUCAUUUUUGGUAUACCAAAUUUGGUAGGAGCUUUAGAACAAAAAGCUAAAUGUAAGAUCUUGUCUGUGACUUGUCUGUAACUUCUUUACAGGUUAUUUUCUUUCUGUAUUCACAGCAACUGUCCACAGUAAAUGAAGGUGGAGGUGCAUGGGAUUUUAUACGCUGCACCUCAUCUGUAAAUCAAGAUGAUCAUUAUUUUGUUAA
Benincasa hispida (wax gourd) is the source of this 2161-nucleotide messenger RNA. Its product is annotated as NAD(P)-binding Rossmann-fold superfamily protein. The record is from RefSeq and is a predicted model, not a curated record. NCBI's taxonomy places the organism in Eukaryota, Viridiplantae, Streptophyta, Magnoliopsida, Cucurbitales, Cucurbitaceae.